Molecule: messenger RNA, 840 nt
Organism: Aspergillus japonicus CBS 114.51
Lineage: Eukaryota; Fungi; Ascomycota; Eurotiomycetes; Eurotiales; Aspergillaceae
Product: B3/B4 domain-containing protein
Exons: 1
Coding region: 37-774 (245 amino acids)
Molecular function (GO): phenylalanine-tRNA ligase activity; RNA binding
Source: RefSeq, a predicted model, not a curated record
AUACUUUCAGGACUUUCAACCUUCACAAUCCUCACAAUGAGCACCACACAAGCCACACAAGCCGCCCAAACCCUCCUCAAAGCCGCACGCGUCGACCCGGCCAUCUUCCAGCUCCGGCCUGACUAUCGUGCCCUCCUGAUGGUGGUGGAGAACAUCCCCCAGGGUCCCAGCGACCAAAUCAGCGAAAACCUCCUCCAGCAGGCCGAGACACAUGUCAAAGAACUAUUAGCUAACAAGCCCGUAACCGAGCUUCCGCACAUCUCCGCCUGGCGCGAAACCUACAAGGCCUUCGGCGCCAAACCCCAGAAGACCCGCAACAGCCUGGAAGCGCUUACCCGGCGUGUCGAGGCGGGUCUGCCCCGGGUUAACCGUCUGACGGAUAUCUAUAACGCCAUCUCGAUCAAGCACCAGCUGCCCUUUGGAGGCGAGGAUCUCGACAAGUACGACGGGGCACCAUUCCUCAUCCGUGCGACGGGCACGGAACCAUUCCAGACCUUCUCCGGUGGAGAGCCGCAGACGGAGCUGGCGGCGCCGGGGGAGCCGAUCUGGUGCGACAGCACGGGGAUCACCUGUCGGCGGUGGAAUUGGCGGCAGGGCCCGCGGACGGCGUUGACGGAUGAGACGACCCGGGUGUUGUUCAUCAUUGAUGCCUUGGGGCAGGUGGUCUCGGAUGUAGCGUUGGAAAGCGCAGCCGAUGAGUUGGCGGAGACGUUGAAGGGGCUUUCGCCGGAGGUGCAGGUGGCUCGUCGGGUUAUUAGUGCAUCAUCGGACUGAGCUUGGGCUGAAGAUUUGCGUGUUUGAGUUUGGAGCUGUUUCAACAUAGAAGAGCGAAGCAUAGUG